This is a messenger RNA of Exophiala oligosperma, 756 nucleotides long. RefSeq lists its product as uncharacterized. Gene Ontology annotation, molecular function: FMN binding. The record is from RefSeq and is a predicted model, not a curated record. The transcript has a single exon. The coding region runs from base 1 to 756 and encodes 251 amino acids. Lineage: Eukaryota; Fungi; Ascomycota; Eurotiomycetes; Chaetothyriales; Herpotrichiellaceae.
AUGAUAACAAUCGAAAAACGACAGGCUUGCGUCGUUCCACGUCCUAUAGGUUGGAUAUCUACAAUAUCAUCUACGAACGUCAAUACCGACAACCAAAAUGACAAUGACAACGACAAUACCAACGGCAACAACAACAGACCCAUGGCCAAUCUGGCCCCAUACUCACAGUUCAACAAUUUGACAUUCGACCCCCCGUACGUCAUGUUCUCGGCGAACCAGAACCCUCGGUCGGCCCAAAAGGACACGGUCCGCAACGCCGAGGCUACCGGGGUGUUUUGUUGGCAACUCGCCACCUACCCUCUGCGGGAGGCCGUCAACAAGUCGGCAGAGUACCUCCCUUACGGAGUGGACGAGUUCGAGAGGGCCGGCCUGACCAAGACGUGGUCCCGCGUCCUCAAGACCCCGGUACCCAUGGUCGCGGACUCCCCCGUGAGGUUCGAGUGCGAGUACUACACCACCCUGAGGCUCCCAGGGAACCCUCCCAUGGGGACCGUCGACGUCGUCAUAGGGAAAGUCGUCGGCAUCCACAUCGACGAGCGCGUGUUGACCGACGGCAGGAUCGACAUCAACAAGACCCAACCCAUCGCGAGGUGCGGCUACUACGAAUACAUCAUGGCGUCGGAUCCCUUCAGUAUGAUCAUCCCCGGGGAUCCCGCCACUCUCUAUGGGCUGGAAGGGAGCGUCAAGCACCACAAGGAGCAUCGGGAGCGAGAGGCUGCCAACAAGCUGGGAGUAGAUCAGUCUGGGCCUCCUUGA